Messenger RNA from Mus pahari (shrew mouse), 1052 nucleotides. It is a transcript of the gene Ptrhd1, whose product is annotated as peptidyl-tRNA hydrolase domain containing 1. The coding region runs from base 1 to 423 and encodes 140 amino acids. NCBI's taxonomy places the organism in Eukaryota, Metazoa, Chordata, Mammalia, Rodentia, Muridae. Gene Ontology annotation, molecular function: peptidyl-tRNA hydrolase activity. The record is from RefSeq and is a predicted model, not a curated record. The transcript is spliced from 2 exons.
AUGCACUGCAGAGUACGUCCGGCCAGUCUGAUGAUCAGGAAGAUGGCAUGCUCUGGGGUGGAGCCGCAGAUCCUUGUACAGUACUUAGUAUUACGAAAGGAUCUAUCUCAGGCUCCCUUUUCCUGGCCCACCGGCGCACUCGUAGCGCAGGCUUGUCACGCCGCCACAGCAGCCUUGCACCUUCACCGAGACCAUCCGCACACGGCAGCGUAUCUCGGGGAGCUGGGGCGCAUGCGCAAGGUGGUUCUCGAGGCUGCUGAUGAGACCACCUUGAAGGAGCUGGCUGAGACCCUGCAGCAGAAGAACAUCGACCACACGCUGUGGCUGGAGCAGCCGGAGAAUAUUGCCACGUGCAUUGCCCUGAGGCCAUACCCCAAGGAAGAAGUGAGCCAGUAUUUGAAGAAGUUCCGAUUGUUCAAGUGACUGAUGUUCUGGUAGAACUGAAAGUCAGUUGGGUCUGGGAGCCAAAUGGCCACCAUUCUGGAGCAUUGUGGAUUCCUUUCAAUGUUGAUAAACUCUUCUCUCUAGUUAUGGCGGUUUCUUAAGAGCCAGCACAAAUUCAAAUUAAAGCCCUCAUUAAUAAGCACCUGUACUAUCAUCAUUGUCAUCAUUGCCACCAAGUUCAAGUGAGGAGAGCUGACAAGCGUCACUAUUACCUGUGGGUCAUCGCUGACACACAGUAUGUUUUCUGUUAGGAAUAAUGGACUUCCGGUCACUCAGGUUUAAAAUGUUGCCUUUGAGUUCCUUACCUCCCCUCCCAUCUCCCUGCUCCCCAUUUCCCUCUUCUGGCCUCCGGUCUCUAGUGCCAUAAUAGAAUGCUUCUUUUCUUCCUCUUUCCUGACACUUCACUUAACACAUCACCUUCACAAAGUCUUACCAGCCGAGAAUUAUUCCCUUCUCUAAACAUCUGUACAUGACAAAACACUGUUCAAAAAUAUUUCUGUAAACAUUUGCAUGUGCAACAGAAAUUGAUUGAACAUUUGUGAAGCAAAGUUUAUUGUAAAGUGUGGGGCUUUUCUAUUGCCUCCCUUGUUCCUGAAUAAUGACAUGGA